Belonocnema kinseyi is the source of this 1198-nucleotide messenger RNA. RefSeq lists its product as uncharacterized. The record is from RefSeq and is a predicted model, not a curated record. Bases 226 to 810 code for a protein of 194 amino acids. The transcript is spliced from 2 exons. NCBI's taxonomy places the organism in Eukaryota, Metazoa, Arthropoda, Insecta, Hymenoptera, Cynipidae.
UUCUGCUGUACGACGAUUGCCGAUCUGAAAGUUUCGGAAGACUUCGGUGGUUUUCUAUUUAUAUCUCGAUCCCCAUUUGAGAGAAAUGGAAGAAAUUGGCGAAUUAAGUGUUUUGCAUGAUUCUUUAUUUCAUGCACGAGACGAUUUUGAGGUUAUGUUUUUCAGACAAGUCCCUGCAAAUAUCAUGUAGACGAUCCCAGACACAAGAAAGUUUGCAAACCCCUAAUGCUGGCUUUUAAAAUAACAAUGAUUAGAGAACCCCCCUUUGUAAAAACAUUGGUGAAGGAAAUGGACAGCCGACCAGUAAAACUGCCAAAUUCCAUAGAAUCCUUCAUGGACAAGUAUCUAGAAAUGAAAAGCCAGACGGCCCAGAUUGACGUUCCCAACUUCCAUAAUUUACACUUUUCCGACCUCAUUACCAGACCAUUGACUUCUCUCUACGCUCUCGAACAACUCGGUCCCCUGAACAACUUUGAUGAUGGCAAGCUCGUGAUUCACGUGAUCGGCUCUACUGACUUUGAACUUGCCACACAGACGCCUUGGUCUUUCAUUUCCAUGUGGCUCCGACAUUUUCUAAAAUCUCUGAAGGUCGUUUCCAUUGGUCCGGAAUUGACGCUCACGGAGAUGGCUUAUAAUUUUGGGACAGGAAUUAGAUUCCCUUUGAAUGAGGACAAAUCUUUUAGAGCAGAAUCUAGUGCAACUCGAUACGAUGGAUAUUUGAGAGACAACGAUUCCGUGAAGCCAAACAUCAUAAUAGGAUUUAAUCUUGACCUCCACGAGAGGGAAUAUGGGAUUGCGACUUGCACGUGAAAAGAAACGACGUUGACUUUGAAGAAAAUGAAAGUUCCUUUUUUACUCACAGGAGGAACGGAGACAAGAGCUCUAAAAGAUCAUGAAAAAUUGUGAACUCUUCUGGAAAAAUCGCUUGAUUAUAUUUGUUUGAAGCGAAAUCCUUUCGAUGGAUUAAUUCCUGAGAGGGACAUUGCGACUGCGGAAGUGCGUUAUUGUAAUCAGUACUUGAUUGACUAUGAUGGAUCAUACAACGGAUCAAAGAAGUCAAAAGGAAAUGAGGAUGAAGGUGAUCAUCCAAAUCUUGUUGGUGAUGAUGAAGUAGUUGGAGGAUCGAAAAUUCGAAAAAGGGAGAGGAAAAGACGAUGAAAUGCCGGAACUGUUUGUCAAUAUCGAAAGAAAAACAUGA